Cylicostephanus goldi is the source of this 476-nucleotide messenger RNA. The record is from the annotation of a GenBank genome assembly. NCBI's taxonomy places the organism in Eukaryota, Metazoa, Nematoda, Chromadorea, Rhabditida, Strongylidae.
AUGUAUUUAUUUGAUCACAAAUUAUUUUUUAUCCCAUCAUUGCGAUACUCUUGUAAUUUGCAUCGAAAUCCUAACAGUACUGUUUUAGAUGAUGUUUCACAACCAAUUGAGGAAGACAGCAAAAUAGGCGUUAAGAAGAGAAAAUCCAACUCGGACAGCUGUUCCAUCAAAUCCGAGCCUUACGAUGAUGACGACGAUGUGAAGGUUGUCGCGCAAAACAACGAAGUCAAACUCGAUUGUCAGUUCUGCGGAUGCUCUUUCGAGACGGUCUCAGAUCUCCAAACCCAUACUCUCCGAGAUCAUAUUCCUAUGCCCGUACCUUCGCUCGAAUGUCAGCACUGUUGCGCCGUACUGCCAUCGUUCGCCGCAUUCGUACUUCAUAUGAGAGGACAUCUGAGCGAUCGUGACGAGAACAGAUGUCCUCGUUGUCCGCUAACCUUCAGUGAUGGACAGGUGGGACCACAAAAAUUAUAGUU